Messenger RNA from Arctia plantaginis, 237 nucleotides. NCBI's taxonomy places the organism in Eukaryota, Metazoa, Arthropoda, Insecta, Lepidoptera, Erebidae. The record is from the annotation of a GenBank genome assembly.
AUGUGGGUGGUUAACACGUUCCCCCACCCUCCACCCGCCAUGGUUAUACGUCUACCCCUUCGGGACAAAAGACAUGGGUAUAUCGUUGUUACCUGUGGGUGUGUACGGUGGGGAUGGCGCGGUGGCUCGCGGGGCUCCGGCGCGCGCGCCGCGCUCAUGCCUCAGCGCCGCCGGCGCAUGCCCCCCACGGCACCGCCGCCGCUCUGCGCACACGCAACAGAUCGUACUUUAGGAUAA